AUGCUAUUUCGUUGGUGGAUUCUUGUCUUACUCACACAAGUUAAACAAUUCUUAGCAGAUCAUUAUAAAGGUGGUAGCAUAUCGUGGAGACCUGUAAGUCCAUAUUCAUUAUCGAGUCCUGUUCAAGUUGUAAUAACAUAUCGAGACUCAUGGGCACUUAGCCGAUAUGCUUGUAAUGAUACUACUAUUAAUACAUUGGGAUCUUACAACGAUACAACAAAUUCAAUAACAGCUUCCAUCACUUGCAUUAGUUCUUCAGCAGCAUGUACAGCGUCACAAUUCACAGCAAUUAGCUCGACAUUAUACUGCACUGAUUUUAGCACUGCAUUCGACGUAUCUACCGGAAGUUAUUAUUCGAAACAAAAUUUAGCAUUAAAUUCUGUAAUUGAUAUUGCUUCGAGAGGAGCAUCAUGGUCAAGUGAAAUUUUAAUGAAUGCGUGGUCACUUGUUUCUCAUAUGGAUCUAACACCGAUAUCGGGUAAAAUAAAUAGUUCGCCUGUCUCGGGAUCAUUACCGGUUAUUCAAUUUUUCGUUAAUGAAUUGAGAGUUAUACAAAUACUUGCAUCAGAUUGGGAUUCUGGUCAAGUUGUACGAUGUCGUUGGUCAUAUCAAUCUUCAACAGAUGAAUGUGGAAGUGCAUGUUUUGAUCUACCGAAUGCUUCAUUGAGUCCCAUAGAUUGUGCUAUUACAUGGACAGGUGUUCUUCGAUCUGCGGAUGUUGCUAAUGGUCUAAAUCAGUCGACAUACGUGGUUGCUGUAACUGUUGAAGAUUUUGUGAAUGCGUCCAGUACUACACCUCUUAGUUCAGUACCUCAUCAGCUACUGGUUCAGGUUUCCUAUAAGCCUGCUGGUGCGUGUGCAUUUAGACCUACCAUUAAUAGCUUUCUUUUACGUAACCGAGCAUGCUUUGCUUGGUCAGUAGGCUCAAGGUUGAGUUUAAGUUUUUAUGGUUAUAUAUCCACAUCUUGUUAUAAUCAUUCAAUUGUUGCGUUCGUGUCGUCAACACCAUUCAAUGUCAACAAAACAAGUUUCUAUCAGUAUACCAACUUUACUUGGGUCGCCACUAUCUCAUGGACACCUACAAGCGAUCAAGUUGGUCUUGUGCCGAUUUGUGCAGCAGCUGUCGAUGACUAUGGCCAAGCAAGUGACCAAAAUUGUGUAAUGAUUGCCGUGGGUGCUACCAGCUUUAGUAUACUGACACCAACCUUUGUUCAGGGUACGGCCUCACCUCUCGGUACUACUUUAUCGACACAAACACGUUUCAGUAUUCAAGCAAAUCUACCACUGAGACGAACAAAACUGAACAAUACUUUAAUCUACAUACAGGGAUAUGAUGUUGCCUAUUAUAGAACGAUUGAUUGCAAAUAUUCUGGAGAUGUUUAUUUUGUUAACAAGACUUUGAUUUUUUUCGUUCGGAAUCCAUCGUGGACUUUAGGUCGUACAUAUUAUGUAAAUCUAGGUUAUGGAGUAGCUACGGCCGAUCAAUAUUGUGGCACUGAAACAUAUUCCUUGAAUGGUUAUUACUAUUGGAGAUUCACAAUUUGGAAUCCACAGAUGUCAUCGACAACAACUCCUCCGCCUACAACAACCACAGCGACGACUCAUACAGUGACUACUCGAGUUCAAGGUACUACAACAUAUAAUACAAUUUUUACAACAACUGGUGUUCCUGCUUAUUCAACAACAUCAACAACGUCGACAACAGCGACAACAUCGACUUCCGCAACAACUACAACAACAACAUCAGCUACUACAACUACGACAGGAACGACUACAACAACACAGUAUGUUCCAAAUGCUGUGGUUAUCUAUCCAAAAGAUAUGGAAAUUGCAUGUGCACAGCCAGCAGCCAUUGCGGUAGUCAUUGUUACUAGUGUUAUGAUUCCACUUCAUUUUCUUGCAAUGAUAAAUCUGUUUGUUAAAAUGAACAGUCUUUAUCACAAGAACAUUUUACGCUCACGACGGGCAUAUCGUAAAUAUUUACAUCAAGCAAUCGAUGGCGAACGAGAAUCAUUGUUCUAA
Molecule: messenger RNA, 2022 nt
Organism: Rotaria socialis
Lineage: Eukaryota; Metazoa; Rotifera; Eurotatoria; Philodinida; Philodinidae
Source: the annotation of a GenBank genome assembly